GUGAGAUUAUCGGGGGCCAGGAAGCCAAGGCCCACUCCAGACGCUACAUGGCCUAUCUGGAAAUACAAGACGGGCAGCUUAAAAGAAAAUGUGGAGGGUUCCUGGUGAAGACAAACUUCGUGCUGACGGCUGCUCACUGCAAGGGAAGCAAGAUCACUGUCAAGCUGGGAGCCCAUAACAUUAGUGAACAGGAACGGAGCCAACAGAAAAUCCCCGUGCGCCACCAGAUCCCCCACCAGCAAUAUGACAAGAAGACCCUUAACAAUGACAACAUGCUGCUGCAG
Chrysemys picta bellii (western painted turtle) is the source of this 284-nucleotide messenger RNA. The record is from RefSeq and is a predicted model, not a curated record. Lineage: Eukaryota; Metazoa; Chordata; Testudines; Emydidae.